Messenger RNA from Lepisosteus oculatus (spotted gar), 2537 nucleotides. NCBI's taxonomy places the organism in Eukaryota, Metazoa, Chordata, Actinopteri, Semionotiformes, Lepisosteidae. The record is from RefSeq and is a predicted model, not a curated record.
GGCUUAGUGGACAGAAAUAGAGGGGAAUGGUUUGGAAGCCAGAGUGGGAUUAAGGAAAAUUCUGUAAAAUAAAGAGCGAGUGAGCAUGUGUGUGUGUGUGUCUAUGUCUGAGCGAGGGAGAGAGAGAGGAUGAGCAUUGAGUGCGGUGUAGAUUUUCAUCCAAAUCUGUAUCUGUGGUUUUAAUCCUUCGCCGCUGCAGCAUCGGAAAGCAGAGGCUGUGGCAGAAACACGUUUUUAUUUUAAGAAACGCGUUUUUUUUUCAUUCUGCGGGAGUUUGCAUUUCUUUUUUUCAUUUAUUGUGUUCUGUGUUAUUAUUUUGAUCUGUUCAUAUUUUCCUCCCCGAAAUCUGAUUUGCACCAUGAGCAGUCUGUGGGGUCCACCCGAGCUCAUACCUUUGGAAUGGUGGGGGACACGCAGCCGAGAAAUGGAGAGCCUCUAAAAACAGAUGGAGUUUGGGAUUUAUUGCAAAAUAAGGGAAAGAUGACCGUUUUUUCUUUGUGUUUCCUUCUGUGCGCAGAUCUACUGGAUUUAGCUGUAGGAUACCUGACAGUCACUAUCGAGUCCCUUCCUCCUGUAGUCGUGGGAGAUACCGUGACGCUGAAAUGCAACUUCAAGACUGACGGCAGGUUGCGAGAGAUCGUCUGGUAUCGGGUUACAGAUGGGGGCACCAUCAAACAGAAGAUCUUCACUUAUGAUGCCAUGUUCAAUACCAAUUACUCUCACAUGGAGGACUACCGCCGACGUGAAGACCUUGUGUACCAAUCAACAGUCCGGCUCCCUGAAGUUCGGAUCUCAGAUAACGGCCCAUAUGAAUGCCAUGUGGGGAUUUAUGAUCGGGCAACAAGAGAGAAAGUGGUGUUGGCUUCAGGGAAUGUCUUUCUCACGGUUAUGUCACCCCCUCUCUCAAUCUCGGUGGUGGCAGCAGACACUCCGGCACCUUUCAGUCGAUAUCAGGCCCAGAACUUCACUCUGGUCUGCAUCGUGUCUGGAGGAAAGCCUGCACCUACUGUGUACUUCAAGAGGGAUGGGGAGCUGAUCGAAGUGAUUCCCUACAUCCAGCCUACAGCUGGGGGAGAGGGGGGCGCAGCAGGGCUGAAGGACUCCCGACCCCCCAGGCCCCUGAUCAGCCGGGAGCUGGACGACACCAAAAUGCAGAAGUCCCUCUCCCUCCUGGAUCUGGACGGCAGGUCAGCCCGGCUCUUCACAGAGAACCCUCUGCGGGGGCAUACCCAGGGCGCCCCCGGAUUCGAGCCCAGCCCCGCCACCGAGAUCAUACCGGAGACCGUGGUGAGCCGCGAGUUCCCGCGCUGGGUUCAGAGCUCAGAUCCGCUCUACUACUUCCGUCACGUGCACAUCCCUCUCAACGAUGGGACUGUGGAGGUGCGGGCAAUGAUCACGUGGACUCUCAACCCCCAGCUGGACAACGACGCCCUGUUCAGCUGUGAGGUCAAGCACCCUGCCCUCUCCAUGCCCAUGCAGGCUGAGAUCACACUAGCUGCGCCCAAGGGUCCAAAACUCCUAAUGAGCCCCACCCGUGCAAAGGUGGGGGACACAGUCCGUAUCACUGUCCAAGGAUUCCAGUAUAUUCAAAGCAGCUAAGUGACUGUUUCCUGCAUGUAACUAUAAGAUUAUACGUAAUGGUAGUGUUAUAUGGGCAGAGUAAGAUGUGUGUCUAUGUAUUGUUGCAUGUCUAGGACUAUUGUUUGUUUUAAAUGUGUAUUUUUUUUGGUGUUGUGUUGUUUAUUUGUUUUAUAUAUUUUCUUGUAAGACACAAUAGACUAAUUCAUGCUUACAGGGUGUGUGGGUGAAUUUACUGUGCAAAAUUGGGAUUGGAAUUAAGACAGAAAGUGUGAUUUGAUAAAAUUGAGUAAUUUUCAUGUUCCGCCAUUCAAAUCCAUGACUGUAAAAACAGGAGGGAAAGAAGCAAUCUUUUAUUUUGGAAAAAAAUGCAUGGGGAUCACUCCAAUCUCAAUCAGCUCACAGACAUCAUUACAGGUGUUUUGUUAAAGAAAAUGGAUCCUCAAUUGUGCAAUAAUAUUUAACCUAUGCUGAGAUUUUCUGAACCAUCCAUCUUGAAAACUCCUCAGUUUAUGGCACUCUGCUAUUCUUAAAAUGGCAGAGAUAAAAUUGGAUCAGGCUCUUAAUCAGUAUGUUUAAAGAGGACAUUAUAAGGCUAUAAUUUGAAUGGUCCAGAAGAACAAUUUAACAUUCUUUACCUUUGUUAAGGGUCAUAUUGUCUAUGCAAACUAAAGUUAUCUGAAAAUAUCUUUGACAUCAUCAGAUUUGGAGUAGAGGAGAGGAAACUCUUGUGUUUUUCAACAAAGGAGUGUGGCAAACUGGUGAAUCCAAUUUACUGUGAUGUUUCAAGGACCAGCUGAACUUUGUGCUGUCACACUUGAUAUUACUUGAUAUUACAAGAUAUUCAAGUUGAACCUAUUCAGCCAAAAGUCUUCUUAAACUUGAUUAUUCUUACAGUAUUUGUUCCUCACAACUAUGGUGUUGUAGGCUAGUCUUUCACUAGUGUGACACCCCACCAU